AUGGCCUCUCCGAGGCCGGGACUCGUGAGGUCAUGGCAGCCAUCGACGUUUUCGUGUCGCCCGUCGACAAUGAGCCGCUCAAGGUCGUCCUGCAGCAAGGUGCUAUGCCCGUCCUAUGCACGGCGCGUCGCUACACCCCCACAUUCUGUGGCCGUGUGGCUCGACCACGAAUUGGCCGUCGCCAACCGGGACUCGCACUGUGCCUCGGCGCCGCGUGUCUUGUCCAAGAACAACGGCGAGCUGCGCCUCACAGUGGACAUACCUAGCGUGAACGCUUUCACUCUCUCGCUGGUGUGGCCGAUACCCAUCCUCGAUGUCGUCAUGUCUCGGUUGUCGGGGAAGACGAUGCCCUUCUUCGGCCACGGGGGCGAAGGCUGGGUCAAUGACGUCCUGGGCAGCGCCACCGACGAGCUCAGACUCAUCGACCUCUUCAAGUUCCUCCUCGCCCAGUGCGGCCAGUACGGAUUGGAAUUGCACCCAGGGAAGCGUACAUUCUAUGCCACAGAGGUGGUGUGGUGCGGUCGCCGGGUCAGUGCUGCCGGCAUAAGCCGCGACUGCGAGCGUAUCGCGGGUCUCUCGACGCCGAAGGCGGCGAACCAAUUGCAACAAUUUAUCUGUGCGUUGAACUGGCGUGCGCACGGCCGCGGGCACGUGCAAGAAGACGCGUCUCGCUUCGGUGGCGCUCGCGGAUAA
Molecule: messenger RNA, 693 nt
Organism: Aphanomyces astaci
Lineage: Eukaryota; Oomycota; Saprolegniomycetes; Saprolegniales; Verrucalvaceae
Exons: 2
Coding region: 1-693 (230 amino acids)
Source: RefSeq, a predicted model, not a curated record